GGCCACGAAGAUGAGCCGGCUCUGCCUCUCCGCAGCCCUUCUGGUCCUCCUGGGCACCCUGGUGGCCGGCACCCCAGAGGGUGACGACAGCAACAAGGACAAUGGCCUGCGCCCUGCCUUCUGUCUGCAGCCUCCAUACACCGGGCCCUGCAGGGCCAUGUUCACCAGGUACUUCUUCAACGCCGUGUCCGGGCUCUGCCAGACCUUUACUUACGGCGGAUGCAGAAGGAAGCAGAACAACUUCCGGAAUGAGAAGGAGUGUAUCAGCACCUGUGGGGGCCGCAACAGGGCACAGUAGAAUCUGGCAACUGUGCUCCCAGAGAUGCUGAAGUCCUAGGAGGCCCCACACGGGGCUGUGGCUGCUUCUGAGCUAUUUGAGUCUCCUCUGCUUCCUUCUCAAGCCUACCCUCCUCAGCAGAACCCUGCCUCUCUCUUCACUGCAACCUCACCUUCACCCCCCUCCCCAACAUCACUGCUCUCCUUGAAGGGGCAGUGGGGAAUUUCUGGUCCAGCCCUGAGCAUCAGUGGUGGUAGAAGUGUUUUCAGUAAAGAAGCCCUCUUGCCCCACCGUGAUGUUGCA
Molecule: messenger RNA, 580 nt
Organism: Capra hircus (goat)
Lineage: Eukaryota; Metazoa; Chordata; Mammalia; Artiodactyla; Bovidae
Product: serum basic protease inhibitor-like
Exons: 1
Coding region: 11-298 (95 amino acids)
Molecular function (GO): serine-type endopeptidase inhibitor activity
Source: RefSeq, a predicted model, not a curated record